This is a messenger RNA of Condylostylus longicornis, 6139 nucleotides long. RefSeq names its product neurexin-4 (gene Nrx-IV). The record is from RefSeq and is a predicted model, not a curated record. Lineage: Eukaryota; Metazoa; Arthropoda; Insecta; Diptera; Dolichopodidae. The transcript has 15 exons. Bases 173 to 4006 code for a protein of 1277 amino acids.
UAAUUUAAUUUAAGUAAAUCAUUUUGUCCGUGUGUUGUUAAUUAGUUAAAAAAUAUUAUGUACAAUUAUCUUUAAAAUUUAGUUUGAAAUUAAAAGUGUGAAAUAAAUUAAAAUAAAUAUCUUACUUAUACUAAGCGUGUAUUUAUCACGCUCAAUAAACAAAAAAGAAAAAAUGGAAACGUUCAUUAAAUCUUUAUUUGUGUAUUUUAUUAUUUAUACUAUCCCAGUUGUAGCAGAUUAUAAUGAUUAUUUUUCGGAUUAUGAUUGCAAUUUGCCGCUCAUGGAUAAUGCAGAUCUAUCAGCAACUUCUGCGUUAGCUGAUCGAGGAGCCGAUAAAGCCAGAUUGAAUAGUGCAAGUGCAUGGACACCUGUAGAAAAUACUUACAAUCAUUUCUUAAUUAUUGAAUUGGGUGCUAAGAAAAUGGUAAGAAAAAUAGCAACACGUGGUCGUUCAAGUGCACAAGAAUAUGUUACGGAAUAUAUUAUACAAUAUUCCGAUGAUGGUGAAUUUUGGCGAUCUUACGUUAAUCAAAAUAGUGAAUCAGAGAUGUUCAAAGGCAACUCUGAUGGUGAUUCAAUAUAUUACAAUAAUUUUGAUGUGCCGAUUAUUGCUCAAUGGAUCAGAGUAAACCCUACCAGAUGGCAUGACCGGAUAUCAAUGCGCGUCGAAUUGUAUGGUUGUGACUACGUUGCUGACAAUUUUUAUUUUAAUGGAACUGGCUUAGUUCGUUAUGAUUUAUUACGAGAACCAAUUGCAUCAUCUAGAGAAGCAAUAAAAUUUCGAUUUAAAACAUCAAUUGCUAAUGGAAUUAUAUUAUAUUCACGUGGUACUCAAGGGGACUAUUUUGCUUUACAACUAAAGGAAAAUCGUAUGAUAUUAAAUAUAGAUUUGGGUUCAGCUUUAAUAACAUCGUUAUCAGUUGGUAGUCUUUUAGAUGACAAUGUAUGGCAUGAUGUUGUAGUAUCAAGAAAUCGGCGUGAUAUUUUAUUCUCAGUUGACCGUGUUGUAGUACAAGGUCGUAUCAAAGGGGAGUUUAGCAGACUUAAUUUAAAUAGAGAGAUUUAUAUUGGCGGGGUUCCAAAUAUUCAAGAGGGCAUUGUUGUUAAUCAAAAUUUCACGGGUUGUAUUGAAAAUUUAUUCUUCAAUUCAACAAAUUUUAUACGAGAAAUGAAAGAAGCUUUAGAAAAUGAUGUAUAUGAUACGGCUUACAAAUACACCAAACAUAAUGUAAUUUAUGCUUGUCCAUCUCCACAAGUAUAUCCUGUGACUUUCACUACAAGAACCUCCUAUGCCAAACUAAAAGGUUAUGAAGCACAAAAAACUAUGAAUGUUUCUUUUCAUUUUCGUACCUAUGAAGACAAAGGAAUAAUGAUGUUCCAUGAAUUUGCCUCUGGCGGUUAUAUAAAAUUAUUUUUAGACGAAGGGAAAGUCAAAAUUGAUAUGCAAAUUGGUGAUCAACCACGUAUUAUAUUAGAUAACUAUGAUGAAGAAUUUAAUGAUGGAAAAUGGCACACUCUAGUAUUAACAUUACAAAGAAAUCAAUUAAUUUUGGAUAUCGAUCGUCGCCCAAUGACUACUACAAAAAAUAUUAAGUUUUCAACUAGCAGAAUUUAUUAUAUUGCUGGAAGUGUUGUAAAUGACAUUCCAGAUAAAAAUGGUUUUGUGGGGUGCAUGCAAAUGAUACAAGUUGAUGGAAGUUACAAAUUACCAAAAGAUUGGAAAAAUGGUGAAGAUGUAUGUUGUGGAGAUGAAGUAGUAGUGGACGCUUGUCAAAUGAUUGAUCGUUGCAAUCCAAAUCCAUGCCAACACAAUGGAAUUUGUCAUCAAAAUUCAAUGGAAUUUAUUUGCGAUUGCAAGAAUACAGGCUAUGCGGGAGCAGUUUGCCACACUUCUAAAAAUCCAUUAUCGUGCCAGGCAUACAAAAAUGUACAAGCAGUUCAACAGAGGGUCAAUAUUGAUAUUGAUGUUGACGGAAGCGGCCCAUUAAAACCAUUCCCUGUGACAUGUGAAUUUUAUACUGAUGGUCGCGUGAUUACAACAGUCGGUCACAGUCAAGACCAUACAACUACAGUAGAUGGUUUUCAAGAACCAGGUUUAUUCGAGCAAAGUAUUAUAUAUGAUGCUGAUUUAAAUCAAAUUGAAGCAUUAUUAAAUCGAUCGUAUAACUGUUGGCAACGAUUAACUUACGCAUGUCGCUCUUCAAGAUUAUUUAAUUCACCAUCCGACGCACAAACUUUUCGUCCUUUCUCUUGGUGGGUCUCAAGGCAAAAUCAGCCAAUGGAUUAUUGGGCGGGCGCUUUACCAGGCUCUAGAAAAUGCGAAUGCGGUGUUGUUGGAAAAUGUAGGGAUCCUACAAAAUGGUGCAAUUGUGACGCGAAUAUUUUGGAUUGGCUUGAAGAUGGCGGUGAUAUAAAAGAAAAAGAAUAUUUGCCGGUAAAAGCUGUAAGAUUUGGUGAUACUGGAACACCACUUGAUGAAAAAGAAGGCAGAUAUACUUUGGGUCCUUUGCGCUGUGAAGGAGACGAUUUGUUUAGUAACGUUGUUACUUUCCGAAUUGCUGAUGCUACCAUAGACUUACCAAGAUUUGAUAUGGGACAUUCAGGAGAUAUUUAUCUAGAAUUCAAAACAACAACCGAAAAUGCCGUUAUUUUUCACGCAACGGGUCCAACUGAUAACAUUAAAUUAAGUAUUAUUGGUGGUACUAAACUUCAAUUUCAGUACCAAGCUGGAAGUGGUCCUUUAGGUGUCAACGUUGAAACUAGUUAUAAACUAAAUGAUAAUAACUGGCAUACUGUCAGUGUGGAAAGGAAUAGAAAAGAAGCUAGACUGGUUGUAGAUGGUUCGUUGAAAGCAGAAGUUCGAGAGCCCCCAGGUCCAGUGCGAGCUUUGUAUUUGACAUCAAAACUUAUUGUCGGUGCGUCCACAGACUAUCGCGAUGGGUAUGUGGGAUGUAUUAGAGCCUUAUUACUUAACGGAAAAAUGGUGGACUUAAAAUCGUAUGCCAGUUCUGGACUUUAUGGAGUUAAUACUGGAUGUGUUGGUCGAUGUGAAUCCAGUCCUUGCCUUAAUAAUGGCACAUGCUAUGAAAAGUAUGACGGAUAUUCAUGUGAUUGUCGUUGGAGUGCUUUUAAAGGACCGAUAUGUGCUGAUGAAAUUGGUGUAAAUUUAAGGUCAAAUUCAAUAAUUAGAUACGAUUUUGAAGGUUCAUUCCGUUCAACAAUAACAGAAAAUAUUCGUGUUGGUUUUACAACAACAAAUCAAAAAGGAUUUUUGUUAGGUUUUUCGUCAAAUAUUACUGGAGAAUAUUUAACAAUUUUAGUGUCAAAUUCUGGUCAUUUGAGAGUAGUAUUUGAUUUUGGAUUUGAACGUCAAGAAUUAAUUUAUCCAAAAAAACAUUUUGGGUUAGGUCAAUUCCAUGACGUAAGGUUUUCGAGAAAAAAUAGUGGAUCCACAGUAGUUUUACAAGUUGAUAAUUAUGAACCGUUUGAGUACCAUUUCGAUAUUAAAGCGUCUGCGGAUGCUCAGUUUAAUAAUAUUCAAUAUAUGUAUAUUGGUAAAAAUGAGAGCAUGACUGAUGGAUUCGUUGGAUGUGUUUCUAGGGUUCAAUUUGAUGAUAUAUAUCCUUUAAAACUUUUAUUCCAGCAAAAUCCACCAUCCAAUGUUAGAUCACUUGGAGGAACUUUAACUGAAGACUUUUGCGGUGUUGAACCCGUGACUCAUCCUCCAAUAGAGAUUGAAACUAGACCGCCACCUUUAGUAGAUGAAGAGAAACUUAGAAAAGCAUAUAGUGAAGUUGAUUCAGCUUUGUUAGGAGGACUUUUGGCUUUACUUUUCCUACUAUUGAUCAUAAUGGCAGUUUUAAUAAGUCAAUAUAUAGCUAGACAUAAAGGUGAAUAUUUAACGCAAGAAGAUAAAGGAGCUGAUGGUGCGGAUGACCCAGAUGAAGCUGUUGUACAUUCUACAAGGGGGCAUCAAGUAAAUAAAAAGCGUGAAUGGUUUAUAUAAAUAUUUAGUUUUCCAAAAAUUUUAGUCUUAUUUUUUUUUAAUACAAAAAAAAAGAAAAUUGAAUUUUAAAACUGUUUUGAAAGUUUAAUAGAAUUAAGUGUUGUGAACGAAUACAUCUAAUAUUUUCAUCUCAUAAUUUUGGUUUUAAGAUGACAUUGAGUAUCAAAUUAAUUAUCGAAUAAUUAAAAAAAAAUUUUGCGAUAUAACAACUUUUAGCCCUUUGACAAUUAUUAGUUUUUAAUAUUAAAUUAUUUAUGAAAACGGUCAAUAUGUAGCAACAUAUAUCCUGAAGAAAUUAACGAAUGAAAUUCGUUACAAAUAUACAACUUAAACAUCUCUUUAUACAUAGAAAUUUUUAUUUUCGGAGAAUAUGUUUUUUUUAUUUCGCUUAAUUUAUUUGUACAAUUUUGAAAUUAAUUAGCCGUCCAUUUUAGUUAUUAGUUUUAUUUAGUUUUAAGUUAGUUUUUUUGUUUUUUUUUUUUUUAUUUUUAAUUUUUAAUUUUUUAUAUUACUUAUGUCCAUUUUCUUUAAUAUUUUUAAAUUUUUGUUUUUGCUUGAAUUUUUCAAAUUUUCUUUUACAUAUGUAUUACAUUUCUAUGUAACGUACAUCUGUACAUUUGAAUACCCAUUUUUAUUGACCUUAUAUUAAUUAUAGUUUUGUGAAUAAGAUAAUUAAUAUGUAAAAUAUUAUUGCGUCUCAAUUUUACCAAAAUUUAGAAUAGGAAUGUUUAAAUGAAUAGAAGAGAGGAUAUACAAAAUAAUGUAAGUAUAUUUCCACAAAAUGCAUACUUAAAUACAACGAUAUUUUUUUAAUUCGUUCUUUAAUAAUUUUGCGAUAUUAAACGUUCAAGACUGAUCAUCUGUUUUUUCUUUGCAAUCAUAAACUUCUUGUCUUAAGUUAAUGCAAAAUUAUAUAAAGAAUGUAAAUAUUAUUAUGAAAUAUUUUCAAAAUUAAAAAUAGUAGCAAUUUUGUGUAGAAAUAUCUAUUAUGCUUUAGAGUAUUGUUUUUAUUUUUACAUUCCAUUACUUAUAAUGAUUUAUGAGUUCAUAAGUUAAGAAUUAGAUAUUUAGUCCAAUAAAUCUUAAUUUUGUUGUUUAUAUUAAUAGGUUUUUUCAUAUAGAAUAAGGAACGUUAAAUUUAACAAAUACAUAUAAAGAUAUAUGCGAAAAAUAAUUUUUUUUUUUAAAGUUUUGACAAUUUUGAUAAUUUUAGUCUCAGAAAAAUCAAUAAGUUUGUGUUUGAGUUUUAAUUGUGUGGGCGCUGUUCAAGUAUAUAUAAUUUUAUGUGUAACUUGUAAAAAUAUUUCAUGGUCUUCCGAUAUUGAAAAGUUAAGUUAAAUGAUUUAAAAAACGAUUUUAUUUAAUUAAAACAAAAACCCUAUUGAUGGAAGAUUUUAUUUAUUUUUUCUUAAUAAUCGUACUUGAAAAUAUUAUAAAAAUUAUAACAAAAAAAAUAUUAGAAACUAAUUUCAAGAGGCCUUGUACAAUUAAAGAAUGUUUUUAAAAUUGAUUAAAAGUUUAACAUAAUCAUAAUUAACAUAAUUAGGUCAAUUGAAUAAAGUAUUAAUUAUGACCAUAAAUGUUGUUGAUGAACUGAUUUCUGGAGAUUAAAAAUGAUAAUGGAUUCAAAAUUGUCUGACCUGACCAUAUAAGGAAGAAAAUUUUUUAAACAAUGCUUUACUAAAAAAAAAUCUUAAUUUUUUAAGUAUGAAUAUAAACGAAAUAGCAGUUUUAAUUUUUAAAAAAUAUAAAAACAUUAUAAUUUUUCGUUUUUGUACAAAAAUAUUGUGAAUUAAAAUAAAUUUUUAUGAAAAAAAUUCGAGUUUUUCAUUUUUUGAUAAUAAUUUUAACUUUUAAUGUAACUUUUUUAAAUUGUACUUUUAAAAAAGUGUUUGCUAUUGGAAACUUAUUUAUAUAAUUGUAAAACUUAGACAAUUUAAUUAACCCUUCACCAUACUUUUUUAAAGAUAGCGAAUUAACACAAAUUGGGACAAUUUUAAACUCGUUUAAAUUUGAGAUUUAGUAAACAUAUGCGCAUUAAGUUUGAAAAACUGGUAAUUUUUCAUAAGGAAUUUUCGGUGAAACAAAAGAUAAUUAAUUUCUGAUUGAUUUGUCAUUUUUUCCAAUCACUUU